This is a messenger RNA of Salvia splendens (bonfire salvia), 802 nucleotides long. RefSeq names its product non-specific lipid transfer protein GPI-anchored 6. Lineage: Eukaryota; Viridiplantae; Streptophyta; Magnoliopsida; Lamiales; Lamiaceae. The record is from RefSeq and is a predicted model, not a curated record. Gene Ontology annotation, biological process: lipid transport. The transcript has 3 exons. Bases 25 to 609 code for a protein of 194 amino acids. Gene Ontology annotation, molecular function: lipid binding.
GAAAAAUCCUAUAUAAACAAACCUAUGUAUCUCUCUCAAAACCGUAGCAAAAUGGAUUCCAAAGAUUUGUUUUUUGGAUAUCUCUCUAUUUUCAUAAUUCUAUUCAAUUUUGCAGUGUGUGACGUAGCAAGCGAUAGACAAAAAUGUGAAAACCAACUAAUAGGGCUAGCAACAUGCCUGCCCUACGUGGGCGGGGAGGCCAAAGCCCCCGCCAGCGAUUGUUGCACCGGUUUCAAGCAAGUCUUGAGAGAUAGUCGCGAGUGCAUCUGCUUGUUGAUCAAGGAUCGGGACGAUCCGAGUCUUGGGCUCAAGAUCAAUGCCACUCGUGCCCUCUCCCUUCCCGACAAAUGCAAGACCCCUAUCAACGAGUCCAUCACGGACUGCCCAACUAUUCUUCAUCUACCACCAAACUCACCGGAUGCUAAGGUGUUUGAUGAUUUUGCAAAGAGUGCCGGCAAGAGCAACACCACCACUACUCCUGCGAGCUCGUCGGGUGGGUCGUCUGCGUCGGCAACCGCUGGUCCUAAUAGCAAUAGAGGAGAGAAGAAGAUAUGGUUUGCUGGACUACUCAUGGCUAUGGCUACAGUUCAUAUUUUCAUGAAUCACUAAUGUUGAAAUUGUAUUCUAAUUUUCUAUUUAUUUAGUUUGAGAAUAAUAAUAAUAAUGUGACUCAAGGGUUGAGGUUAGUGUAGAGAGAUGAUCUAGGUUGUUUUUAAUGUUGUAUUUACAUUAGAGAAUGCCUUUGUAAUAUCAUUUUCCUAUUUAAGAUUUAAUAAUGGAAGCCAUAAUUUUCAAAUUAUCA